AUGGUGGUGCUGGUGCUGGUGCUGAUGCUGCUGCGCUGCCAGGUGCGCCUGCGCCUGCGCGAGAAGCUGCGCCUGCGCGAGCGCCUGCUGCUGGUGCUGCUGGUGCUGCUGCUGCACCUGCUGCGGCUGCGGCCAGCCGCCCCCGCCGAGAAGCUGCGCUGGCUGCUGAUGCAGCUGCUGUUGCUGCUGCUGCUGUUGCAGCAUCGCCGCCCACGCCGCCUGCUGCGUGUCCGCCUGGGCUGCGCCCGCAAGCACCAUUCCCGCGCCGCUGCCACUGCCGCUACCGCUCCCGCCACCGCCCAGCACCGGGAGCAACGAGUCAUCGAAGCUGACCGGCGCCUGCGGUUGGAAACCCCCCGCCGCGAGCCCCACCGCACCCGCAUGGUGGCCGCCCCACAGUGA
Molecule: messenger RNA, 402 nt
Organism: Monoraphidium neglectum
Lineage: Eukaryota; Viridiplantae; Chlorophyta; Chlorophyceae; Sphaeropleales; Selenastraceae
Exons: 1
Coding region: 1-402 (133 amino acids)
Source: RefSeq, a predicted model, not a curated record